Ostrea edulis (European flat oyster) is the source of this 1826-nucleotide messenger RNA. Its product is annotated as potassium voltage-gated channel protein Shal-like. Gene Ontology annotation, molecular function: delayed rectifier potassium channel activity. The record is from RefSeq and is a predicted model, not a curated record. Gene Ontology annotation, biological process: protein homooligomerization; potassium ion transmembrane transport. The coding region runs from base 604 to 1389 and encodes 261 amino acids. Gene Ontology annotation, cellular component: voltage-gated potassium channel complex. The transcript is spliced from 2 exons. Lineage: Eukaryota; Metazoa; Mollusca; Bivalvia; Ostreida; Ostreidae.
CCUUCCAAUUUGAUUUUUCUAAUUUUUUGUAGGACGGAUCCAAGAAAAAGACAAUGGGGUUGACUACCACCGUUUUAGUAGUUAUAUUGCACAUUGUAUAUCAACCUCCGAUACCCAAUCGACUUCAAUGAACUUUGAUCGUAACCAUUUUUAAAAUGACAAAACCAUGAAAUACCAAUUAUUCGUAGCCCUUGGGGAAAGUAUAAUUCUGAAUCCGCUCAUGGGCUUCAUGCCAUACAUAUUUAAUGAAUCAAUAUAUCCAUUAGCACUACUUCAGUAAAAUGGUACAUCAAAUACAAGAAUACACGCCUUUUCUCUUGGGAAUCAAACAAUUAUAUGUAUAUCAAAUUCCAUUCUCUGACAAUGUCAACUCAGAUAUCCUACAAUGUGUGCAGCAGCUCAGUCAAUAAUUGUCCACAAUACAUGAUGUAAGUCAUGCUACCAUCAAUAUUACAAUUGUAAUUAGGCAAACUUAAAUAUGCAUUGUAGACGCAUAUAGAACACGCGUAUUAGAGAAUCGAGCAAUUACUGAUAUUAUAAUAUUGUUCCCUCUUUGGUAUACAUGUAGUUGAAACGUAUGUUACAUGUUAUCCAGUCGUGAAAAUGUUUGAAGUAAAUUUAAGAGGAACAAAGUUUUCCUCAAGUUCUACAGCGGUGCAGCAUCUUUUAGAAAACCUGUCAAAGAAAAAUCAAACAGAAAUUCUUGCGGACGGUAGUUACUCUUUAGACAGAAAUCCGUUAAUAUUUCAUUACAUUUUAGACUUCUAUUGUGAAGGCGAAUUUCAUCUGCCACGGAAUAUUUGUCCGGUGCAAGCACAGAAAGAGAUGGAAUUUUGGAUGAUUCCCAUGAAGGAAAUUCCUUUCUGUUGCUACGAAACAUUGCAUGACGACAAACAAACCGAGUACAAGGCGAUAAUUCUAGAUGAGGGCAGUAGUGAAGGAAAACAUCUCUUUACGUUAGAACGAACAGUCUACUCUAGCUCCUGUUCAUUAACCAACAUUCGAAGCAAACUUCUUCAUGCGCUAAAUCAUCCACUAGAAUCAUGGCUAGGAAAGAUAUGGUUGUUCAUCGUUGCAGUGUUUACAGCUGUAUCCAUUACCGUUUUCCUCCUGGAAAGUUCCGCUCUAUACCGUGUCCUCAGAAGUGGUCAUCCGAACAAUAAAACGUAUGAAUUGUUCGGCCACAACAAAAAGCUGCUCAAAAUUAUGAUUACCAAAACGUCCUAUGAAAUUGCAUUUGCAGAGCUUCUAUCCAACACUGUCCUUAUAUUUGAUUUCCUCCUGAGGUUCAGCAUUAGUCGCAAGAAAAAACAAUUUUGUAAAAGGCUUCAGAAUAUCUUGGAGUUUAUGACAGAGAUGAUUAUUUAUGCUUGCGGCAUAUUUGACUGAUUUUGAAGAGUCGGUAAAAGCCUUUUCGUACGAAGGUGCGUUCUGGCUGCAAGUUCUCUAUUCCCUCCGUGUAAUUCGAAUUUUUCGCAUAAUAGACACGAGUUCAGAAGUAAAAAUGUUGAAAUAGUAGAAAUGAAUUUUUACUGUUUGUAAUGGUUCUAAUAUCUUUCGCGUUUAUUUUUGGGUCAUGUAUAUUUUGGGCAGAAUUUCUAAAUCCCGAUACCUAUCCCAACAUUUUUAUCGGCAUCUGGUGGGCAUUUAUUACCAUGACGACUGUUGGGUAUGGUGAUUUCUACCCCCAAGACAACCUCUGGAUAUUUUGUAGGAGUUUUGACUUCAACUUUUGGUUUGAUACUCUUAACCAUGCCAAUAGCAACGAUAUCAUCCAAUAUCAGCAAGAUAUAUGAUUGUUACAAUUUUAGAAAAACUCAUUUGAA